This is a messenger RNA of Drosophila ananassae, 2324 nucleotides long. Its product is annotated as nose resistant to fluoxetine protein 6. Gene Ontology annotation, molecular function: acyltransferase activity, transferring groups other than amino-acyl groups. The transcript is spliced from 8 exons. The coding region runs from base 27 to 2147 and encodes 706 amino acids. NCBI's taxonomy places the organism in Eukaryota, Metazoa, Arthropoda, Insecta, Diptera, Drosophilidae. The record is from RefSeq and is a predicted model, not a curated record.
UACCGUCACGGCCGCCGCACUCGGCCAUGGCAUUCACGGAACUGAACAACGCGAAAAUGCGGCUCUCCUUAUCCUCACUCCUUGGACCCUCCUCUUGGACCUGUGUACUCCUUGCACUGGUCCUUGGGCAGGGACUGCCCCCAGUCGGGGCCUACAGCUCGGAAAACCUGCUCACCUGGAUGCAGGCCAGCAACUUCGGCCUCCAGGUGCUCCAGUAUGCCCUCAACGACACCGAAUCCUCCACGGGCGACGAGGCGGGUUGUCUGGUGGAAGUGCAAGCGCUCCUGUCCUCGGCGGGGGCCCAGGCUUUGCAGGCUCUCCGAGUGCUCGACGCCUGGGGAAAGUUUCCGCAGGGACUUCUCUACGGCCACUUUACCGACCUGGGCAACUAUGAGUCCUGCCUUAGUUCCAGCUACCAGUCCGUGGGAAGUGCGCCCAAGUACUGCCUCAGCCACAUCCAGUUCAAGAGCCUGCUCCUGGAGGGCAUAGGAUCGGAAGCGCUCUCUCUCAAUAUAGGCACUUGCAUUCCCUCGUCCUGCAGUGCUGCCCAGCUGAACCGGUGGCUGCACUCCCACCUUAGGUCCAUGUUUGGAGAGUCCGGGGAUCCGACGGAAGAAAGUGAUGUCCUGGUGCAGGAGCAGUCCUGUUCGGUGGCCCAGGCCGCGCCCAUGGACGGCCUCGACUGGUUUGCGGUUGCCAUUUUUGCCUGUCUGGGCACAGUAGUGCUAGUAGCCACUCUCUUGGACUACGGGAAAGCUGCUGGAAAGCUGAUUGGGGCCUUUUCCUUGCGCCAGAAUGUACCCCAGCUGUUUGCCACCUCGACAUCGCCAUCGCCCCGGGUGAUCCCCUGCCUGCAUGGAAUCCGAUGCCUGACUAUCCUCUGGAUAAUCUUUGGCCAUGGAUACAUGUUCCUGCUACAGGCGCCGAACAUAAACUCCUACGAAAUCGUAGCCUGGGCCCAAACCCCCUCUUCCAUGCUCCUCCAAAGCGGGAGCAUCUCUGUGGACACCUUCUUUCUGCUUAGUGGCAUGCUCCUCGUGCUGACAACGUUGCGAGAGAUGGAAAAAAACCAGGGACACCUUCACGUGCCACUGAUGUACCUCCACCGACUGGUGCGCCUGACCCCUGUCCUGGCUCUGGCGGUACUCUUCUUCAUGACCCUCUUUCCCCGCCUAGACAACGGCCCCCUUUGGCAGCAGUUCACGGGCGCAUCGGAGCUUUGCAAGGACACCUGGUGGGCCACCCUGCUAUACGUCCAGAACUACGCAGCCCCUGGUCGUAUGUGCCUGGGCCAUUCCUGGUACCUUGCCGUGGACAUGCAGCUGUACGUUCUGUCGCCCAUCCUUCUGAUCGCUCUUCACAAGUGGGGAAAGCGGGCCGUGGGAGGCAUUGUGGUGCUCAUUUUGCUACUCUUCGGUUGCGUCUUCAGCAUAAUCAUGCUGAAUGAGCUUCAGGUGUUCGAUCGUCGAGGAAACCUCGGUGCCGACAGUCCCCAGAUGCGCCUCAUCUACUAUACCACGCACGCCCGGGCCACGCCGUGGCUAAUUGGGCUGCUGUUCGGACACUUUCUGCACACCCAGGGCGGACGCAAGGCUCGCCUGCCCAGGUGGAUGACCCCCCUGAUGUGGCUGCUUUGCCUCGGCCUCCUGGCGAGUGCCUUGUUUGCCGUGUUUCCAUACACCCAGCCCGGAGCCGGAGCCAUCUCACCGGUGGCCGGCGCCUUCUACAUGUGCUGCAGUCGCAUUGCCUGGCCCCUGGCGCUGUGCUGGCUCAUCUGGGCCUGCCAGAACGGACUGGCCCCCGGAAUCGACAGCCUGCUUGGGUGGUAUCUCUGGCAGCCCCUGUCCAAGCUGUCCUACUGCCUUUAUAUCUGGCACCUGCUGGUGGAGACGGUGAACGUAGCCCGGACCAAAUCGAGUUUGCACUUUUCCGACUACGACGCGUUCCUUCGUUUCUGGUCGGACUUUGGCGUCACCCUGCUGGUGUCCCUGGUCAUGUACUUAUUCGUAGAGAUGCCUGUAGUGCGAGUCGAACUGGAGCUGCUGCGCAGGUUCCGCAAGCCGAAAGUAGACCCUGCAGCGGCUGUGGAUGCCCCCGUCGUACCACCAGCCACAAGUAUUUCCCGCCAGAACUUAGUGGAUCCCUAAUCCAUGUCCGGGAUCAUGGAGAGCUGGACUCACGUGCACCCUUCUAUUUUGUUGUUAAUUUUUUUCCGAUAUUAUUACACUAUAUUGCCAAAAAAUUUGUAUUAUUACUAUUAUCCUAAAAUAUAUAUACUUAAAGCUAACUAAGUCUUUUAGUUAUCUUGCACGAUUCAAUUUAUA